Molecule: messenger RNA, 1014 nt
Organism: Thunnus maccoyii (southern bluefin tuna)
Lineage: Eukaryota; Metazoa; Chordata; Actinopteri; Scombriformes; Scombridae
Exons: 5
Coding region: 1-927 (308 amino acids)
Biological process (GO): response to bacterium
Source: RefSeq, a predicted model, not a curated record
AUGACAUGUCCCCGCAAGACAGCUGGAACCAUAUUUUGGUUCAAACUUGUGUCUGAAAAUGUGCCUCAGGUCUUCGGAGGACCAUAUGGCUCUGAGGAUGAUCCUCGCAUUACAGCCAGAGCAGAACCUGAAAAAUUUGUUCUGCGUAUUACAAAAGCAAAGCUUAGUGAUACUGGAUUUUACUAUUGUGUGACAACACUACAACAACAGUUGAUAUUUUUGAGAGGAACACAUCUAAAAGUUGAAGGACGAAGACCACAUACAGAUAUCACUACAGUCCCUCCAUCUGAUCCAGUGCGUCCAGGAGACUCUGUGACUCUCCAGUGUUCAGUCCUCUCGGCAAACAAAACAUGUCUAGAAGAACACAGUGUUUACUGGUUCAGUGCCAGUUUGGAUAAAUUUAACGCCAGUUUUAUUUAUACUCAUGAAAACAGUAAUGAUCGAAGUGAGAAGAGUCUUGACAUUCAGUCUUUACAGAAAUGCGUCUACAACUUCUCCAGGAACAAUGUCAGCAGCUCUGAUACUGGGACUCACUACUGUGCUGUGACCACAUGUGGGGAGACACUGAGUAGAAAUGGAACAAAACUCAACACUGAAGCAGUCAACAUCUGUGAUUUGCAGAAGGACAAUACAGUUCUCUUUCUGCUGUGUGCUGCUCUGGCUCUCAGUCUGAUUGUUAUAGUCGUUCUCAUUUAUUCAAUCAAGAAAAUCAAGAAAAAAUCUUGUGACUGUUGUAACGCUGCAGUUGAUCUGCACACAAAUACUGCAGCCAGUGGUGUUCAGCAACGUUGGCAGAGAGACGAGGACUCAUUGGUUUAUUCUGCAGCAAACUUCACAAGCAAGAAAUGCAAAUCCAGGACAAGGGAUAGAAAAACUGCAGAGGAAGAUAUCAUCUACACUGAUGCCAGUGCUCUCAGGUUGAAUUAAUAGUCCAAACACAAAUAUGAUGCUGAUAUAAUGUUUGUAUGGCACAUUGUGUGGGAGAUAUACUGAUGUACACAUUUCAGCUCUUGA